AUGGAUUGUUCUCUGUACAACGCAGCAAGAGAAGGAGACGUGGAGUUCUUGAAACAGUUUAUCCAAAGUGAUAAUCACAACAGUCUCCUCUUGCAUACAAAUCAGGAGAACAAUAUAAUUCACGUAGCUGCAAAAUUGGGUCAUGAAUCAUUUAUUCAUGGGGCUCUCCAAACAUCUACCUUCCUUGCAAGCCAUAAAAACUCAAAGGGUGACACUCCCUUACAUGUUGCAGCGAGAGCUGGCCAUAUUGCUGUGGUAAAACUUCUCAUUAAUGACAAAAGAAGUAGAGGUAUGUUUAGAGUUGAUUCGAUCGAAACUCCGGGUACAACUGUUUUGAGAGAAAUGGAAGAGGGAGAGAGUGGAAUUCCGAAUCUGUGGAGGAUGAGAAAUAAGGCUCAAAGCUUGGCUUUGCAUGAGGCUUUGAGGAAUGGACAUGAGGAAGUUGCACUGUGCUUGUGGGAGCUAGACAAUGAAAAUGAAAAUGAAAAGGCUGGAGUUGUGACAAGUGCAGGUGAGAGCCCUCUAUAUUUAGCUGCUGAAUCAAGGUGCGAGGCCGUGUUGCUGAGGAUUUUAAGGUUCUUAAGACUAAAUGCAGAGAGAGUCAAUCUCUUGCGUGAGGCUGUCCGAGGCCCUGAUGGCAGAAUCCCUUGCAUGCCGCCGUCCUUGCAAGAAGCACUGGACGCCAUUACAAACUUUGAUGUCCUUCAAGAGAUACUCCUAUACUGUCCAGACACAAUGGAACUCUGUGACCCUACUGGCCAGAACGCGCUUCAUCUUGUUGUGUUAAACAACACUACGCGCAAUGUCAGGGAAUUCUUGCGCUUGCAAGAGAUGAAGGAGCUUGUGAAUGAACCUGACGUCGAAGGCGACACACCGUUGCAUUUUGCUAUCAAGAACGAGAACUACAAGAUGGUGAGAAAAUUGAUGGCAACUGAAUGCGUAGACUUGAGAACCAAGAACAACAAAGGCCUCACAGCUCUAGACAUUUGCGAGUCGGACUGGAAUCUUUCUUACAGACUGCAAAACUGGUUCACUUUCAACUCUCAACUUCCCAGACAUUUNGAACUAGGUACCGCAAUCCUCAUAGAGAAAUUAUCACUUAAGGUAUUUGUGUUGGCUGAUUCACUUGCAAUGUGUUCUUCCAUGACAAUGGUGUUUCUCUUAAUUCUAGCAAUGGUUGGUGAUCCUGCCUUCUUGCGCUCAGCAAUUUUUUAUAGCAAGAACUUGCUGAAUAUCGCCCUUUUCGGAACGUUGGUUGCCUUUGUAACUAGAUUGUACACUGUAAUAUCACCAAAGAGUGAAUGGUUAGCCAUCAUUGUCGUCGUCAUAGGCUCCAGUGUUCCAUUUCUCAUCAAAUUUUUGAACCGGAAGUCUUCCACUUUGUAA
Molecule: messenger RNA, 1386 nt
Organism: Pistacia vera
Lineage: Eukaryota; Viridiplantae; Streptophyta; Magnoliopsida; Sapindales; Anacardiaceae
Product: protein ACCELERATED CELL DEATH 6-like
Exons: 3
Coding region: 1-1386 (461 amino acids)
Cellular component (GO): plasma membrane
Molecular function (GO): protein phosphatase 1 binding; protein phosphatase regulator activity
Source: RefSeq, a predicted model, not a curated record